AUGGUUGCACAAGAAGAACAAGAAGCGCUGGAAGAGGUCAAGAAGGCAGAAGAAGAAGCGGAAGACGCGCAGAAUCAGCUCACAGGACAAACCGAGCAGAAGAGGAGGCAGCGUCCUGAAGAAAACCAGAACCACGCAGAGGGGAGUCUCAAAACGGAUGAAGCGGCAAACGAUACCAGCGCACCGCCCGAGGUUGGCGUUCGGAUAGAGCCGCCCAAAAUAGAGGUCACUCAUGAGACGGCAGCGUCUCCUUCUGGUGUUGGACUCAAGGUGCGACCGCCUACCAUUGACAUCGCGCCGCGGACUGCAGCAUCGAUUGCAACCAACACGCCAUCGGAGCUAGGUCCCUGGUCGUCAAGAUCACGCCUUUCGUCGACUCUUCAACCGCUUCAACGAGGGCGCAGAGACCCGGAAUUGUAUCGGGGGCUGUUGACGCUGAGUAUUGAUGCAAACGGCGGAAACUCUGCGACCCUGAUUAUCGGACGGACAGCAGAGCAGAAUGAGCGGGUCAGCCUGGUUGUAGCAGGGCCUACAGAUCUCUGGUUUCACGUGAGGGAUUUCCCCGGUGCUCAUGUAGUUCUGCGCGGCGAAGGAAACUCGUGGAAGCCGACGAAAGAACAGAUCCAAUUAGCAGCAGAUUGCGCAUGCUAUUUCUCCAAAUGCCGAGGAAGUGGCACCGAAACAGCAGUCACGUUCACUUUGGCCAAAAAUGUGUCCAAAGCCAAAGGAACGCCGGUUGGCACGGUCGCGGUGACGUCACCCCAGACGAUGAUGGGACGGUCAAAUGCCGUCAAAGAAUUCGUGGAGAAUCUUAUGCAAGAAAGACGCGAGUCCAACACAAAAAAGAAGCUCCGCAUUAAAGCGAAUCCGGCCUUGCCUUCAUGA
Molecule: messenger RNA, 885 nt
Organism: Besnoitia besnoiti
Lineage: Eukaryota; Apicomplexa; Conoidasida; Eucoccidiorida; Sarcocystidae
Exons: 4
Coding region: 1-885 (294 amino acids)
Biological process (GO): rescue of stalled cytosolic ribosome
Cellular component (GO): RQC complex
Molecular function (GO): ribosomal large subunit binding; tRNA binding
Source: RefSeq, a predicted model, not a curated record